This is a messenger RNA of Oncorhynchus nerka (sockeye salmon), 3332 nucleotides long. Its product is annotated as gastrula zinc finger protein XlCGF7.1-like. Gene Ontology annotation, cellular component: nucleoplasm. Bases 311 to 1495 code for a protein of 394 amino acids. Gene Ontology annotation, biological process: regulation of transcription by RNA polymerase II. Lineage: Eukaryota; Metazoa; Chordata; Actinopteri; Salmoniformes; Salmonidae. Gene Ontology annotation, molecular function: DNA-binding transcription repressor activity, RNA polymerase II-specific; RNA polymerase II cis-regulatory region sequence-specific DNA binding. The record is from RefSeq and is a predicted model, not a curated record. The transcript is spliced from 4 exons.
UGGACACUGCUGGCCUGCAGUGCAAACCGAUAGGCUAUUUAAUUUCAGAAUUUGUUACAAUUAGGUUAAGGGUCAGAUUUAGAUUAUAUUGGCUCAUUGUUUUCAGGUCAGUAGGUACCCACACUUUUCUGCGAGUGUCUCUUUUAAAAUCAUCAUCAAUCAGCAGACAAUCUUUCUACAUGAUUACCUGAUUGGUCAAUCUACACCCACGCCAAGGAAGUGCAAACAGAAUUCUUCCGGUCACUGUGUUUGGUUUGAAUCGAAGAAGAAUGUCAGUAAGUAGGAUAUUAGAGGCACUUUAGUCAACAAGAUGAAGAUCAAACAACGUUCAAAAACUACGCCACUGCACAAAAAAAACAUGGGGACUAAACGCCAUGGAAACGUGGGUAUAACACAAACAGAACAUGACCCACAGUCAGGUGAUGACUCCACCAGCAGAGAUGAAUCAGAUUGUACCCAAGCACUCUCAAAGAGCACCAGUUCAACUCAUUCAGAUUCUAGUCCACUCCACAAGGAUCCUGUGGUAGUGCUAACCAGGUUGGCUGAGGUGGUGGUUAAGACACUUCUGAGAGACAUUAAAGUUUGUUUGGUGAAGGAGGUGACGGAUGUCAGGAGGGAUGAAGACAACCAUGGAGGUUCUCCUCAGUUCUUUCCUUGUCCACACUGCACCAUCUCCUUUACUGACUGUUACUUCCUGGAGAACCACAUCAAGACCAAACACCAGAAGCAGUACCUGGCCAUGUUGAGAAGCCAAGUCUCAAAGAGUAAAAGAGUGUACGGCCCCACACACCUCUGUCCCCACUGUAGCUGCAUGUUCCAUACACCACGACAGCUAGACAUUCAUAACCGCCAGGCCCACCCCUCUGCCCGUCCCCAGAAACCUGCCCCUCCCCGGAGAACUGGCCUUCCCCACAGGGUACAGGAGAAAUUCCACACCUGCCCACAGUGCUCCCGCAGAUUCAAGUACCUGGGCAGCCUGCUGAAGCACUGCAAGAGUUUGCACAAAAUGGCCGUUGUUCUCACCAAUGGACACAUCAGUUGCGCAGACUGUGAGAAGAGCUUUGAGAAUUGCUGGGGCCUGGGGCCUCACCGGUGUCACGAACCAGAGGGCAAUAAACCUAAGGACGCUAAACAGAUGGUCAUUAAGGAAGUCGGCUUCCAAUGCUUAGAUUGUGGCAAGAUCCUCACUACUCCUACGAGCCUGAACGCUCACAUGCGCAUCCACACUGGGGAGAGGCCAUUUGAAUGUUCUGAAUGCCACAAACGCUUUAUCUGCUCUGCUUCUCUGACCCUGCACAUGAGGACCCACACUCACCGUGACGUAAAGCCAUACUCCUGCCAAGAGUGUGGGAAAAGCUUUUAUGAACAGAGUCAUGUGAACGGCCACAUGAAAAUCCACAAGGGGAAACGUUAUUCCUGCCCCCACUGCUUUCUCAGCUUUGCGCGCAAGUCCAACCUCUCCAAACACCUGCUUAGACGUCAUAAACCUAAAUGAUAAUGAUGUAUAUUAACAUAGCACCUUUUAUGAAACUCUGUUACUCUUAUGAAUUAAAUGGAGGGGAGUCUGAUCUCUUUUGUCAGUGAUCGAUGUGACAUCAAAUUCUAACUAAAUUUUGCCCCAGGUUUAUGAUAACGCUGCAAUGUUUUAACAAUCCUCCAGUUGGGUCACAGUGAGCUCCAUGUAUUGGGACAGUGACACGUUUUGUUUCUCCUGCAGCACUUUGGAUUUGAAAUUAUACAACGACUGAGGUUAAAGUGCAGACUCCGCUUUAAUUUGAGGGUAUUUUCAUCCAUAUCGGGUGAACCGCUCAGAAAGAACAGGAUUUUUUGUACAUAUUCCCCCCCAUUUUUAAGGGAAUGGUUACAUUAUUUGGUCCCAUAUUCCCAGCAUGCAAUGCUUACAUUAAGCUUGACUGGAUGCGUUUGCUGUUUGUUUUGGUUGUGUGUCAGGGUAUUUUGUGCUCAAUAGAAGUUAAUGGUAAAUAUUGUAUUGUCACUUUUAUUAUAAAUUAGAAUAGUGUAUGUCUUCUAUAUUAGUGGCUACCAUGAUUACGGAUAAAACUGAAUGAAUUGUGAUUAAUGAGUGAAAGUUAGAGGCAUAAAUAUCAAACCCCUUCAAAAUGCUAACCUCCCCUGUUAUUGUAAUGGUAAGAUGUUAGCAUGUCUUGAGGGCAUGAUACUUGUGCGUCUGUACUCUAGCUUUCUCACUCAUUAUUCAGGACUAUCCGUAAUCAUUGUAGCAUCCAACAAGUUUGUAGAGUAACAACCUUGUUGUAAUCAAUAUGUGCUAGGACAAUGGGACCAAAUACUAUACUUUUGACUACUUUUACCACACAAGGAAUUUGUACCAAUUCAUUAACCCCCCCCCAUUUUAGGGGAUUAUGUUCAAGAAGUGUAAUUUCUAAACUGUUCAUAUGGAUAAAAAUACUAAUUAAAGCUGACGGUCUACACUUUAACCUAAUAAUCAUUGUAUCGUUUCAAAUACAACGUCUGGAGGUACAGAGCCAAAAGAACAAAACAUAAUUCACUGUUCCAAAACUUUUGGAGCUCUUUUGUUAAUAUUAUUGCUCUUUUGUUUUAUGGAUGUUUGCGUUUAACCAGUUCAAUGUAAGCUACAUAAUCCCCAAAAGUAGGUAUCAUGAGGGCCAUAAAUGAUAACUAGUAAUGUUGAGGAUACUAGCUCAAGUACACACAGUACAAAUGAUACAAUUCUAUUUGACAAAAUUGAAUGAAUAGAGCUUUGAAGUGUUUAUUCUUUCUAAAUAUUGCUUAAAUUAUAAAAUGACACUAAUAUCAUCUUCCUUAACUUUAAAUUACAUAUUUGUUUAGUGUUAGAGAACUCCUAUUUUCUGGAUGUUUCUCUUGUUCACAAUGUCUGACCCCCAUCGCUGUAAACAUCUCAGAGCUCUAGCUUGACUAUAUUAACUUUUUAGGAACACUCCUUUCAUCCUUAAUCAAUCUCUGAAUGUGCUACUGUAAUGAAACCACUCUCCUGCUGCGCUAUGAUGUAAGGAUUGCAGGCAUGUGCUUUGUCAGUAGAUGUGAUAUAGGGUUCAGCCAGGAGUUGGACAGUUGGAAGAGUGAUUGAAAUGGUAGAAGGACAUCCCAGCUUCAAGUGGUGUUAGAUUUCACAUCCUACAUCACGCAGGGUCGAACUGGUACCAGAACCACACAGGUCCCCAAACAAGGGACCUUAUGUCUAAGAGGUUAUAAACACACACAAAAAAAUGUUUUAUUUGCUCUGUAUAAAAAUGAAGAACGUAUGUACAGAAGAUGGUUUCAUGAAUGAUUGACCUGGUGAUCAGUAGGCGAUAAUAAAUUCUGAAAGAUUA